AUGAGUUCGUUUCAACUUUUCGCGCUUCUUACUGCAUCCACUUCUGUGUUGGCUCUUGCUGGAACACCAAAUGUGUACGCCAACGGUCGUCGAGUUUCAUGCUACGAUAAAGCUUCUGUCGGCGACUCUUGCUGCUACCUUUCUCCAGCAAGACUGUUACAAACACAAGUCUGGGAUACAAGACCCGUCUCUGGACCUCUAGAUUCAUGGACCAUCCACGGACUCUGGCCCAUUCACAAUGACGGUUCCAUCCCAAGCAACUGCGACACCAACCGUACAUACACAAACAUUACACAUAUUUUGUACCAUGCUGGUGCUGAAGAUACUGUCGACGAGAUGAAUAACCUAUGGGAAUCUGCAGAGGGAGACAACGAAGAUCUCUGGCAAGACCAAUGGGUCGCCCACGGAACAUGCUUCAGUAGUCUGAACCGAGAAUGCUACGGGCGCAAUUACGAGGAAGCCGAAGAAGCAGUUCCCUAUUUCCAAAAGACAGUUUCACUGUUCAAACGUCUCCCAACAUACAAGUGGCUACGUGAUGUUGGCAUAGUUCCUUCAUAUUCCAUGUUUUAUCAAUUGUCAGAUAUCCAAGACGCACUGGAGCAGCAGCACGGUUCACGCGUGUCACUUCGCUGUACUGGCCAACGACUCCAUGAAAUCGGUUACCACUUCAACGUUACGGGUACGCUGCAAGAUGGUUACUUUACUGAUUCGGGCGCCAUUGGCAACUGGGAUGAUUGUCCUGAGCUGGUGCUGUAUGAGCCCAAAGGAGAGACCAAAAUGGCAAUUUUUAAGUUUGAGACGUUUCAUUCGCAUACCGCUACGGACGUGGAGGAUUUGUAG
Fusarium venenatum is the source of this 840-nucleotide messenger RNA. RefSeq names its product ribonuclease T2-like protein. Gene Ontology annotation, molecular function: ribonuclease T2 activity; RNA binding. NCBI's taxonomy places the organism in Eukaryota, Fungi, Ascomycota, Sordariomycetes, Hypocreales, Nectriaceae. Gene Ontology annotation, biological process: RNA catabolic process. Gene Ontology annotation, cellular component: extracellular region. The record is from RefSeq and is a predicted model, not a curated record.